AUGAGUACAACUGAGCAAUCAUUACAGUCAAAGACAGCUGUUUUAUGUUCUUUUUAUACGAAAAUUGGUUCUUGUCGUCAUGGUGAAGAAUGCAGCAAAAAACAUUUGAAACCAACAAUUACAAAAACUAUAUUACUCCCCAACCUUUAUCAAAAUCCUCGAUUUGAUCUAGUAGAGUAUUUGAGUCGGAACAGGAAACAACACCGGGUCAAGAAAAGGAAAACUGGAGACAAAAAUAGUUAUGACAUUGCAGAGAUCAAUUUCGAAACAAAAGAUGGUGUUAAGGAUAAUGAGGAGAAGGCUAAUGUUGAUGGAGAAAAUAAAGAACACGAUGAAACUAAGGAAAUAGAGUCCGAAGAUGUAAUAAGUAAAGAUAAAGAGGAGGUCAUUGUGGAUAGAUCGGGAAUUGCUCAACAAGACAAACAAAAGGAGUCAAAUAAAGAGGGCAAGCAAGAAGGUGAAUCUGAAAAGGAAGAACCUAACAAGGAAAGUACGGAAGAAGAACUACCCCCUCAAGAUGCAACACAAGAAGUGCCGAACCACAAUCAAGAAGAGUCACCCAUCAAACAAGAACAGACAGCUGUCAAACAAGAAAAACAUGGCCUUGAUGAAAAUUAUCCUGUUCUCACUGAUGAACAGAUUCAAAAGGAUUUUGAUUUAUUUUACCAAGAUAUAUUUGUUCAUGUUGCCAAACUAGGACAAAUCAACGAUAUGGCAGUUUGUGAAAAUGAAAACCAUCUUUCUGGCCAUGUUUACAUCAAGUUCAAUGAUUAUAAUGAUGCAAUUGCGGCAAAUUUGCAAUUGAAUCAGGAAUGGUAUAAUGGAAAACCAGUUUACAGUGAAUUAUCACCUGUAAAUAUUCUUGCUGAUGCACAUUGUAAAUCUUGGGAUCAUGGACAUUGUGACCGUGGAGCAAAAUGUAAUUAUUUGCAUGUUAAACAACCAACCCAAGGAAUCAAAAAAUCUCUAUGGGAUUCACAAACAAAGACAUACACAUUAAAGAAAUUGGAAAUGUUGAAAAAAGAGGUUCCAGAAGAAAUAAUGUCUGGUGCCAGUAGUGAUAAUGUUAAUAAAGUUAAUACUAAAGAUAUUGAGAUAAGAUCAACAAUGGCAUUGCUUGAACUGAUGUUUUAA
Candida albicans SC5314 is the source of this 1134-nucleotide messenger RNA. RefSeq lists its product as uncharacterized. NCBI's taxonomy places the organism in Eukaryota, Fungi, Ascomycota, Pichiomycetes, Serinales, Debaryomycetaceae. Gene Ontology annotation, molecular function: metal ion binding; pre-mRNA 3'-splice site binding. Gene Ontology annotation, cellular component: spliceosomal complex; U2AF complex. The transcript has a single exon. The record is from RefSeq and is a predicted model, not a curated record. Bases 1 to 1134 code for a protein of 377 amino acids. Gene Ontology annotation, biological process: mRNA splicing, via spliceosome.